UGACUCAAUGUGAAAGCUUACUAAAUGUCUUAACAGAUUUUUGUAAAAGAAAACACUAGAAAGUAUGAACACUCAUGUGUACAAUGCAAAAUUGAUGUGAUGAGUUGGGUAGUUCUCUAAUCUCCUCUUUCGGAAUUCGAAAUGCUUCUCGUCUUCUUUUUCGUGUCUAUUGUUAUCUCUUGUCUACCACUCCUUCACUCUGCUACAGACCAAAACCAUUCUAUACCUAUCUGCCCAGAAAGUUUCAAGUGUCCAGCCUUGACUCCAUUCAAGUACCCGUUUUACAAUGUCAAGGACACAAGGGACACACGAUGUGGGUUGAUCAAGGUCAAUUGUACUUCAGAAGGUGGGGAGAUUCAUUUUGAAGGACGGUCGUACAAUAUUUUUAGCAAACUUGAUAUUGAUCAUUAUUCUAGUCUUUUGUUCCUCGGGAGCGGAACACUUGAGCAGCUUGUGAGCAAUAAUAGCUGUGAGGCGCUUAUGAAUAAUUUCACAUCUCCAAGUCCAAGCCCUCUUUUGUAUUCCGUUUCAUUAACGUCCUUCAUCACUCUCUUCAAAUGCACAGAAAAUCUCACUUAUUUUGCGGAACGUGAUUACAAGAGCUACAACAGAUGCAAAGAUUACAACUUCUACUAUAACUACUUGAAACAAACAGUUCCAGGUGACCUCCCACAUGCAUGUCAAGUAGUGCACCUACCUCUGAAAGUGCCAGGCCCGGGAUUUGAUGAAACCAACAUAUUUUCUCUUCUCUAUUCAGGCACCUCUGUUUAUUUUAAUUUGUCACAUUCCUGUAGCGAGUGUCAGAAAAAAGGCCGCCUCUGUGAUACUAAAAAUGGCAAUGAUGUUCAGUGUUUUGACUUCCAAAAGGAAAAAGAAAGCAGCAAUAGGACAAUUAAGAUUCUGGUUCCAGUUAUUCCUGGAUCAGCCUUAAUUCUCAUGCUCCUGAUUGUCAUUGUUAUAAUCUGGCGUCGUUGUAAGAACAAACCUUUUUCCUAUGUCUCAUCAAAGAACAAAUCUGCUGACCUUGAAGACAUAAGUCUGUCAUGUGGCGUCUCCGUUUUCUCCUACAAGGAGCUUGAAGAUGCCACCCAAAAUUUCGACCCUUCUCGUGAACUAGGGGAUGGAGGUUUCGGAGCUGUUUAUUAUGGUAAACUCAAAGACGGGCGAGAAGUUGCAGUGAAGAAACUUCACGAGCACAACUACAAUCGAGUCCGACAGUUCAGAAAUGAGGUUGACAUCCUCACCAAAUUAAGGCACCCGAAUCUUGUUGUUCUUUAUGGUUGCACCUCUAGACAAAGUCAUGAACUUCUCCUUGUUUACGAGUACGUUCCCAACAGCACUGUUUUCGAACACUUGCAUAGAGAACAGACAAAUCCAAACCUGCUAACAUGGCCGAUACGGAUGAACAUUGCCAUUGAAACGGCUAGUGCAUUGGUGUACCUUCAUGCUUCUGAAAUCAUACAUCGAGAUGUAAAGACGACCAACAUUCUUCUUGAUCAUAAUUUCUGUGUAAAAGUAGCAGAUUUUGGUCUCUCAAGGCUUAUAUCGAAUAAUGUCACUCAUGUGUCAACAGCUCCCCAAGGAACCCCAGGUUACGUGGAUCCACUAUAUCACCAACGCUUUCAGUUAACAGAUAAAAGUGAUGUUUACAGCUUUGGGGUAGUCUUGAUAGAACUGAUAUCAUCAAUGGUGGCUGUUGACUUAAACAGGUCUCAAGACGAGAUUAGUUUGGCUAACUUGGCUUUAAACAGAAUCCAAAGAUGUGCAAUUGAUGAACUAAUCGACCCGGUUUUAGGAGCCGAUACGAAUCCAGAAAUCAUGAACAUGAUCACAUUAGUAGCAGAAUUGGCUUUUAGGUGUUUACAAUAUGAUUCAGGUAUGAGGCCUACAAUGAAUGAGGUGCUGGAUGUGUUGAUGGAUAUUCAAGCUGUUGGUAGUAUAGACACUUAUGACAGUACCCGAGACUUGCAAACCGUGAAUGAGCUGCCUUUAUCUGAAACAAAUGAUGCGGUGGUUUUGUUGAAGGAUUUCCUGCCAUCGCCUGUCUCCAUCACUAGUGAAUGGCAAAGGAAUAACAGCGCAUCGACAUCGCUAAGCAGCAAUGAAGAUAAAUUGUCAAUGAAGGAUGAUAUCGCUAAAUAAAAAACUCAUGGGGAACAAGGAUGACAUGAGAGCCAUGUCUUUAUGAAAUUCAUGAAAAUAGCCAUUAAGCAUGAGAUCAUGGAAUCGUAUAACUACUUUUGAUCGUUUGUUUUACUAUUUUUUAAUUAAUGCAAAAUAUGUGUAUAUACAUUGUUUAUUAUCAUCUUUUCUCGCAUAUUCUAGCCAUGGGUCCAACUAUUAAGUAACUAAAGCUCAAGAACUUGCU
Helianthus annuus (common sunflower) is the source of this 2368-nucleotide messenger RNA. RefSeq names its product LEAF RUST 10 DISEASE-RESISTANCE LOCUS RECEPTOR-LIKE PROTEIN KINASE-like 1.1. NCBI's taxonomy places the organism in Eukaryota, Viridiplantae, Streptophyta, Magnoliopsida, Asterales, Asteraceae. Gene Ontology annotation, molecular function: protein kinase activity; ATP binding. The transcript is spliced from 4 exons. The record is from RefSeq and is a predicted model, not a curated record. Bases 142 to 2142 code for a protein of 666 amino acids. Gene Ontology annotation, biological process: protein phosphorylation.